AUGAGCGAAGUACUGCCUCAAGAUGUUUUGACUGUUCGGUGUAAAAUGUGGAAUGCAGGGAAAGCAACCUACAGCUUGGUAAAAGAGCAAUACUUUGCACAAACUCUCCUAGAUGUGAAAAGUAUGUAUUUCAUCGCAGUUGUUAAAAAGUUUGAAGACUUAAUACCCGGAUUACAGACAAUCGCCCAUAUUAAAUCGGCAUCGGUGGAAGAGUCAACAUUCUCUAUGAAUGUAUGCCUCUCCGAUGAUGGAAAUCUUCAUGUUAUCAUCCCAAUCGAGGGAAAUUAUAUAGAUCUUUGUCACUGCAAAAUAUUUGUUUUAGAUACUUCGGGAAAAUGGCAGAAAUGUAGUCAAGAUGACAUAUGGAGGAAAUAUGGAGAGAUUUGUGAAUUUGUAUUAUCUCUCAAGUAUGAAACACUCAUGGAUAAGCAGAGUUAUUUACAGAAAGGCACAUUGACCCUUAAAUUCGAGAUGAUCUACACUACUGAAGCAGAACCACAGAGAACUGAGACUAUCGAAUGCGGACUUCAUUCUCCAGAAAUCUUGCAAAAAAUGCCUUCUGAUGUUAAGAAUCCACCAGCUCCAAAAAUUAAAGAGAUUAAUUUGAAAUCUCCAACCACUUUGAUAGAUGACCUUGUAUCCCUGUACAUGGAAGGAACCCUGUGCGACACUAAACUCCGCACAGAAACAGAAGCGUUUCCAGCCCACCGAGCAGUUCUGAGUGCCAGAUCUCCUGUCUUCAAGAAGAUGUUCACAAUUGAUAUGAGAGAGAAGACAAGAGAUAGUGUUGAUAUUCCAGAUUUAAAAGCCGAUACUGUCCGUAAGUUGUUGAUGUUCAUGUAUACGGAUACAGUGGAAGAUAUGGACUGGGAAACUGCUAAGGAAUUAUAUUUUGCUGCAGAUAAAUAUGAGAUUGUUUCGCUUAAAAAUAAAUGCUCUAGUUUUUUAAAAUUAAAUAUUCAACCAUCGAAUUGCUGCGACAUUUUGCUUUUGUCAGAUACUCACCAAGAUGCGGAUUUGAAGCGAUUUGUGGAAGAUUAUGUCGUUGCCCGGGACCAGGAUGUGUUUGGAUCUAAAGAAUGGAAAAUUUUCAUGGGAAAUCACCUGCAAUUAGCAGCUGAUACAAUGUGCCUAAAAUAUGCUAGAAAAUAA
Messenger RNA from Argiope bruennichi, 1152 nucleotides. RefSeq names its product TD and POZ domain-containing protein 5-like. The record is from RefSeq and is a predicted model, not a curated record. Gene Ontology annotation, biological process: regulation of proteolysis; proteasome-mediated ubiquitin-dependent protein catabolic process. NCBI's taxonomy places the organism in Eukaryota, Metazoa, Arthropoda, Arachnida, Araneae, Araneidae. The transcript has a single exon. Gene Ontology annotation, molecular function: ubiquitin protein ligase binding. Gene Ontology annotation, cellular component: cytoplasm; nucleus. The coding region runs from base 1 to 1152 and encodes 383 amino acids.